UUGGGGGAGGACUGGGCCUCUUGUGCCCUGGUGGGGCCUCAGACCCCUGUCCAGCACCAGGACCUGAAGGAGACGCUGUGGAACAGAGCCCAGGUGUGAGUGACUCGAGCUUCAGGAAGACCCCAGCCCAGGCCCUGUUUGUUCCUGGUGGUUCCUGGAGAUCUGGGCUCUGCAACACGAGCUGGGGGUGGAGCUGGGCCUGCUGCCCAGCCAGCCAGCGCCUAGGGAGCCUGGAGCGAAGGGGCCUGGUGUGCACACACACAUGCCAGGCCUGCACAUGGUGCCUGGCCCGAGGAGGGGUCUGGAGUACUGCUGGGCCCCACCAGCCAGCCCCCCACCCCAUUGUCCUCCAGAGCCCCCCAAGGAAAAGUCCAGCUGGAUGAGGUCAUGGCUGCCGCAGCCCUCACAAGCCUGUCCACCAGCCCCCUCCUGCUGAGGCCCCCGACUGCAGCCUUAAGCACAGACGCCUGCUUGGAGCCCUGGCCCCCGACCCUGGGGCAGCCACCAGGCAGUUACAGCAGCAGCAGCAGUGGGGACUGGGGCUGGGACCCAGCCAGCGAGCAGUCCUGUCCAUCCUCCCCAUCACCCCCACUGCCCCCAGAGGCAGCCUUCCUGUUUGGGGAGCCUGCCCCUCAGAAGAGGAAGAGCUCGGGGCAGGUCCUGUUCCAGUGCCUGUGGAAGCGCUGUGGGAAGGUGCUGAGCACAGCCUCCGGGAUGCAGAGACACAUCCGCCUGGUGCACCUGGGGCGGCAGGCAGAGCCGGAGCAGAGUGACGAGGAGGACUUUUAUUACACGGAGCUGGGCGUUGGUCUGGAGGUGCUGACCGAUGGGCUGUCCAGCCUGACCCCGAUGUCCCCAGCCUCCCUGCUGCCCACCUGCCCUCACCUGGAGCUGCGACCCCCAGCCUUGCCCAGCCUGCUGCACCUGUUGGCCUUGCCCCCACCCCAGGUGCUGAGUCCUGCAGCGCCCCCCCAGGUGUGCCACAAUGACCACUCCUACCAGGGCUGCCUGGCAUCUACCGAGCUGCAGCCACAGCCCAGCACAGUCAGGACCGGCGUGCCAGCCGUGCCCUCUACGCUUAGUGCCAGUCUGAGGAAGCCCCGAGGUGACGCCAAGAAGUGCCGGAAGGUGUACGGCACGGAGCGCCGGGACCUGUGGUGCACGGCCUGCCGCUGGAAGAAGGCCUGCCAGCGCUUUCUGGACUGAGGGGCUCGGCCACUGGGCUCACCACCAGGUUGCAGCCCCUGGGACUAUGGUGCACGGCUGAGCCCUGCACCCGCCCACCAGGGUUCUUACAGGAAAACACACACUGCACCCCACCCCUGCCCAGGGCCUCUCUAGCCACAGGGUCUACUUUUUCAUGGGGAGGGGCGUCAGUGACCCUGGACUCCCAGUGGCGGGGGAGGUCCCACCACUCAAAGUGCCUCCGAAGAAACCAGCCUUUUCUACUAAAGCCACACAGGCCCUGGGGCGGCCGUCCUCCCUGCCUGUCCAUGGACUUGUCAAGGGUGCUGAUAGGCCCAGGUUUGAGGCCACGUGGGAGCCAGACCUGGAUGCACUUGGUGGUGGUGGGGGGGGGGUCGGGGGUCUCCCCUGUCGCAGUUAUCCUGAUGGUUCAAGGGCCCAGGGGCUGACAUUUGUACCAUGUUCUUGAAGCUCAGGUGUCUCGCGUCUGGGCAGUGUCAGGCGAGGAGAAAAAUGAAAGAUUUGGGGUUUUUCCAGAAA
This is a messenger RNA of Myotis davidii, 1725 nucleotides long. It is a transcript of the gene SLC2A4RG, whose product is annotated as SLC2A4 regulator. Gene Ontology annotation, cellular component: nucleus. Gene Ontology annotation, molecular function: RNA polymerase II cis-regulatory region sequence-specific DNA binding; DNA-binding transcription factor activity. Gene Ontology annotation, biological process: regulation of transcription by RNA polymerase II. The record is from RefSeq and is a predicted model, not a curated record. NCBI's taxonomy places the organism in Eukaryota, Metazoa, Chordata, Mammalia, Chiroptera, Vespertilionidae.